GGCGGGGUCUUCCUUGGACAGCCUACGAAUCACGUGCUCCGAGCGGCGCACGUGACUUCCGCAUUCCCCAACUGUUGACUGGACCGAAGCUUCUACAGAACAGCUGUGACUCGUAUCCAGCUCCAGAAUGACUGUAGUAAGCCAUCAGCAGUGGGGAAGCAUGAGCGACCUGGGAAGCGUGGACAAGUGGGUCCUCCAGUCCCCACGGGUGACGGUGGAGAUUCUCACACUGGGUGCAAUCAUCCGAUCUGUGCUCUGCAGAGGCCAGAACGGUCAGAUGGAGGAUGUAGUCUUGGGCUACGAUGACCUCAAAGGGUAUGUGUCGGAUAAGCGCUACCUGGGAGCUGUGGUGGGUCGUGUGGCCAACAGAAUUGCCCGAGGACAUUUCGUAGUAGAAGGGGAAGAGUUCCAACUGGAUGUCAAUAACGGACUUAAUGCUCUCCAUGGAGGCCUGAGGGGCUUUAAUAAGGCUAUCUGGAAUGCUACCCAGGUGGAAGAUGGUGUUAGUCUGAGUCUUACAAGUCCCGAUGGAGACCAGGGCUAUCCCGGUGAAGUUCAGGUCUCCGUCUCCUACACUUUACAGGGGGAAACGCUAACAACUGAGUAUCGAGCUCAAUCCUCCAAAACCACCCCUAUCAACCUCACCAACCACUCCUACUUCAACCUAGCUGGGCAGGGAACAGCGGACAUUUAUGAUCACCAAGUGUCCAUCUUUGCGGAGUCUUACCUGCCAGUUGAUGAAACAUCUAUUCCCACUGGAGAGAUCAGGUCAGUGGAGGGCACACCUUUUGACCUCAGAGGGGAAGUUCUGAUUGGUGCUCGACUGAAAGAAGUUCCUGGUCCAGGGUUUGACCACAACUUCUGUCUGUCUUCAUCUAGCGAUAACUGGAAAGAAAGAUAUGCUGCAAGAGUGUGUCACCCACUCAGUGGGCGUGUUUUGGAGGUUUUUACCAGCCAACCAGGAGUCCAGUUCUACACUGCCAACUUCCUGGAUGGCUCUAUGAUGGGAAAGGGUGGUUCUAGGUACGGAAAGCACAGCGGCUUUUGUCUCGAGACCCAGAACUGGCCUGAUGCUGUUAAUAAGGCUUCUUUCCCCAAUUGUCUUCUGCGUCCUGGUGAGGAGUACCAUCAUGUCACUCGUUUCACCUUCACUACAGUCUGACCAAACAUCGGCUCCACUAAUGAGGACAGAUUGUGGUUUUGACGUUGGACCAAAUAAACUUUAAUUUUUUGUUUACGGUGAAACAGUGGAUACUUUUAUUUGCUGUACUAGAGGCAGAAUUUUUGCAGACCAGACAGAAUCAUCCAAGUUUGUCUGACAGCAGCUGCCUGGCCUUGCUGGACAGUAGAAGAAGUCUUGUAAAUGGUAAAAACUGCUUAUGGAUGCUUAUUAUCUAUAUCCCAACACAAUCAAAUGUGCUUCAUCUCCUUUGAGCAUUGUAAUGCUGCCUGUUUCUUUAUUGAAUUAAAGUAAACGGUGAUGCUU
This is a messenger RNA of Nothobranchius furzeri (turquoise killifish), 1486 nucleotides long. It is a transcript of the gene galm, whose product is annotated as galactose mutarotase. Lineage: Eukaryota; Metazoa; Chordata; Actinopteri; Cyprinodontiformes; Nothobranchiidae. Gene Ontology annotation, biological process: beta-D-galactose catabolic process via UDP-galactose, Leloir pathway; glucose metabolic process. The record is from RefSeq and is a predicted model, not a curated record. Gene Ontology annotation, molecular function: carbohydrate binding; aldose 1-epimerase activity.